This is a messenger RNA of Dendroctonus ponderosae (mountain pine beetle), 806 nucleotides long. RefSeq lists its product as uncharacterized. The transcript is spliced from 3 exons. Lineage: Eukaryota; Metazoa; Arthropoda; Insecta; Coleoptera; Curculionidae. The coding region runs from base 392 to 793 and encodes 133 amino acids. The record is from RefSeq and is a predicted model, not a curated record.
UCUUUGGUUGAACAGUUGUACGUCGACGUGCGGAAUAUUCUGAAUUUUAUCGCUUUUCAGGACUUUCGAGUAUUAUCCGGUUUUCCUUUUGAACAAUUUUCUCGAUAUAUCUAGAAACUAUUUUAUUCGGAAGUUGUGUGGUAUUCUGUAAUAGUUGGAGGCAUUUCCAGUUUCAUCGAUACUGAUUAUCAUCUGUAAACAGCCUGAGCAGACCACGAUGCAAAAAACUUUAUCCGGUCACUCAAAACGCGAAUCUUGACACCAUCAGAGAUUCAAUCAACAUGUUGGUGGGUUAAGUGAAACUGAACAUGUACAGAUAGUGAAUUGUGGACACGAUUGGACACUAGUUACGCUAGUGUGUUGAAAAUAUGCACCUUCAAGCGAAAUAGCUAUGCCGAUCGCUAUGUUUUAUAAUAACGGUGCGGGCUACACGCAUUGCCGCUCGGGGUCGGAUAGUAUAAUUCAUCGAAGAAGUUCCGCCACUGCCGGGCUAGGAGGUGAAGUGGAUAUUUUUGAUAGUGGAGACUCCACAUUGUCAGAUCUCGAUGAGUCCGAAUCAGGCUCGGCCUCAGCAUCGAGAUCGGGAGGCUCAGAUGGUUCAGGAUCUGGUUCAGUUGCUGGCAUCGAAGGAGAUCCGAACUUGCCCUACCCCGGAAUAGCACCAAUUGCUCUAGGCUAUCUCUCUCAAACCACUAGACCUAGAAGUUGGUGUUUGGCUCUUAUCUCUAAUCCAUAUCCUUUUUCUGGCUUUACACAUUGUAUUUUCGAGUAUUUGUUUGAUAAUUUAAAAUAAAUUAUUCAGCUAA